Messenger RNA from Notodromas monacha, 2368 nucleotides. The record is from the annotation of a GenBank genome assembly. NCBI's taxonomy places the organism in Eukaryota, Metazoa, Arthropoda, Ostracoda, Podocopida, Cyprididae.
AUGACCAAGAGUUAUGCUCCGGCGAGAUGGGGCCUCACCGACAUGUGCGGGAUGUAUGAAGUUCCUGCUGAUGCUCUGCAAGAUCCGUACAUACUGAAAGAUUACCUUUGGAGGCUGCAAACUAUGGGUUGGACAAAUCGGAAGGACUUUGAAGAAGCUUGGAUGGCUUUGCUUGCUGUUUGUGGGGUAUCUGUGAAUGCUUGUUGUGGCGGAGGAGCUGGAGAUUGCGAAGACACCGAUGUGGACAUGCCAGUUUUAGCGCGCUCUGGUUCGUUGAGUCUUUCUGGUCUGACGGGACUUCUACAACAGACCUUGUUAUCUCCUAGUCCGGGUUUCCCCCUCGCGUCAUCCAACACGAAGUAUGAAAAUUACACAGACAGGAUUCGCCCAUCAAAUGCCGGUGUGACAAGUGCACCCUGGAUUCGUCGUAAUCAUGAACCAGCUGAUCCUGCGUCGCUGGAUUUCGUAAUCGGUAAUCUGAAGCAUGGACGUGGCUCUACGCCAGGUUCUCCGAUUGGAAGUAGUUGGGCUACGAAGCUUCCUCCUUGGACUGGACCAGGAGAAAGUUUAAGCGCUGAGAGGAAGCGCCGUCUGUUGGCACUAGAAGUUCUCACUUUGCAUCUCGUCACCGAAUUCGGACAAGCGCAAGUUCUGCACGACUCAUUCAUUUCUUUCCGGAGAAACUAUCUGAACCUGGAAGAUGAACUCGUUGUACCCUACCUUGUAUUGGGCUUAUCGGGAACAACCGCAGUGCUUGCUGCAAAAAGUAUCGGAAAUUACGAGAAAGGAAAAUUGGGUGAAUUCCCUGAACCAACGAGCGCGGAGUCGGCUGGCUGGGAAGUUAUGAAGGAGUGUGUUACGGUAUCUUUGCGAGGGAUUCCGAUUGCAUGUCAGGUUUUCGGAUUGAAAGCUUGUCAGAGCCUCAUGCAAACGAAAUGGGCAAAGCUAGUCUUCAUGAGUGUUUUUCCUAUUCUACCGGAUUAUUUGCGGCUCAACCUUAUCGGUGCUUCUAUGGCUGGCAGUUAUUUAAACGAGCACCACGUGAAGACCGUGUGGGAAACUGCAUUCAAACUUUUGCAAGAAUUUUCCGGACUUAUGGCCGACUCCGACCUACAGACACAAAUUCACGUUGUAUGCCUGGAAGUUAUAUCCUCGGUUGAACGAAUUUCUCCACCGAUUUUAUCACUGAUGCAGGGUGUAUUGCGGCUGGCCGACGUGCGAACGCUUGAUAUCGCCACAAGGGAUCUGCUCAUUAAAGUUUGCAGUCGUCAUUUUGGUCGUAUCCCACUUUCUGUAGCUGUUCCUAUGUCUGGGGUGCAACUGGUUUUGCUUGAAACUUAUGAAAGUCUUCAGAGUGAAAGCUGCUCCGAUAUCGCGAAAGAACACGUGAGCGAUGAAAUUGCGCUUGUAGCCCAAGAAUGGGUUAAUCAUAUAUUUGCGAGGCUCGGUACCCGUUCCUCGAGGGAAGCGCUGGAGUGGGCUCGAAUUUUACCCAGAUUACCUGACACGCUGAUACCAACGUCGGAACUGGUUAACAAGCUGCUUUCUGAAUUCAUAUCCAGUAAACAAGGGAACGUUGAGUCCGUUGCCCGUGUCCUCGUUCAGAUUCUCAGGAAGAUUUCGACAGAUGAAGCCAUUGAAUGGUGUCUGCUGAGUGUUGGUGCAUUCUUGCAACGAUCUCCACUACCUGUGGCUCUUUGGUUUGUCACUACUCUUCUUUUGGGAGCCCGAGUCGCCCUGCGUCAACGAGAUGAUCCUACUGAAACCAUUUUGGCAAUCUUGCUGGAAUGGCAUCUAUCACGUUCUCCGGAGAAUUUCAAGCUCGGAGAUUUCUGGAUCGUAUAUAUUUCCGUGUCAUCAUUUCUAACUUUGCUGGACGCGAAAGAAAAAGUUGACAUGGUGGCGAGUGCUUUUGCUAGUGUCUGCGUGGACAGGGACCCAGAAGACGACGAAUUUAUGCCAUCGCUUACCCGUCUGCUUACCGUUAUAAAGCAGAAUCUUUGAAAGGAAAAACACAUUCGAAUUAUGUUCAUGAUGCAUGGAACAAAAGGAAAAUGGAAUUUGUAUUCAUCAAUGUGCCUAAAUUCUGUGAUGCGCUUUCCCCCGAGGACCCGGAAGACUGGAAUUGAAUUUUGUCUAUUUCGGUUCAAUUGACCGAACUAAGAAAGUAUGAGCUUCGAAAGUGUUUCUAAUGAAAAAAUCAAACGAUUUCUGCGUCUGAAUGUACGAAAUAAAAUCGUACGAAGCGAGACAGUAUGCUCAGUUUCCUUGAAAAUUUCGCCGUGUCUCGAAUCAUGUCGCCCUCCUCAAAAUUUGAUUCACUUGCUAGUUCGGUUUCAGUCUCCUUCGCUACUGAGCGAAAUAAGGG